CUAUUCGUGAUCUCUUUAAAUAUGCAUGCAGUAAAACACUUAGCUGAAUUUGUGGAGCUGUUUUUCAAGUUUGGAGAGUCUAUAUUUGGAAACAAAUAACUGCAUAGUAUAUUCAGUGAAAUAGGAAGCAAUAUUCGUUGUAUGUGAAUUAGAUAACCACCAUGAUAUCGUUGCAGACAAAUGUAUCGUUGAUUUUUGUGUAUUUGCUGGUAUUAGUGUACGGAAAUGAAACUUUUACAGAAGAAUAUCGAACAACAGAGGAGGAUAUCGGAAGAGAAAUGGCGAUAUCAGCCCAUGGAAGACUACGGACGAUAAUUGACUUAGAUGACCAAAGUAUCGUUGCGAAAACGAUGUGUGUGGAUACCUUGAUAAAAGUAUCCCUGGCUUCUAUCAAGGCUGGAAAUGACUGGAAAAUUGGAGAUGUAGUUGUCGGGAGUUUAUCCCUGGGCUGCCGACUAUCGUAUACAAUGCAAGGGGAGGGGGUUUGGGGGAAAAUUAUACAUAUUCAAACGAAACGGAGAGGACUUUUGUAUCUAACGGUGGAAAAUGCAAGCCCUCUUGAUGUAUUAGAAGAGGCCGACGUAUCUGUCCACGUGAACCACAGACGAACAAAAAGAAGUAAUACAAAUUUUCUGUCGAAUAUAUUGGACAGCAUUAAUUGGGAGGAAAGAACGAAUACAACAGUACUGUUCAACCAAGAAAAACAUUUGUUCUCUCUGAUAAAAAUGGCAAACAAUCCAGAUCCGGAAGUAGAGAUAUUGAAUAAUUCGGCAAGUCAUAAUCACGACGCAGCAGGAACACAGUUCAAUUUUACAUGUAUUUCUUGCUUUGGAACAACAUAUUUGUCUUAUCACUUAUGGUCGAGCGGUCUAGCGCGCUGGUUACAUGCUGCUAGGAGAUUUGGUUCCGCAGGUCGUGAGUUCAACACCGGAGAAAUGAGAAUAAGAAGAGACCAGACCACCAACAAACCUAUUGUUAAGUCCUACCUUUCUCAGAUAGAGGGCGAAAAUUCAAAUUACUAUCGGUUUUCAAUUGAAUCCAAGAAAGAAUUGACUCUCAGAAUAGAAAAGAAAAUUAUGGAGACGGGCCCCUUUCUGCUUCAUCCGAUACAAUUAGCCACAUUUAAGAGAUUCCCUGCAAUAGAUCUGGUCAUCAACGUCCAGUCCAUGACGUAUUUGUCUGCUGAUAUAACUACCCAUUCUUCCAAAAUGAUACAGGUCGAAGACACAUUUCAGACAUCGGGGAAAUUUGUAGUAUCUAGCCAACACAGUCAGCACAGCGGAACACCAGAAAACCAUCUCUCGACGUAUGAUUGGCAGACGCAGCACAACACAAGUCAAGGACUAGAGUUCAAUGAUACGUUUUCCAUUAGCAUUAAUAUUUCUCAAGAGCUUAACAUAAAACCAUUCAUUGAAUGGAGAGAGCGAGAUAUUCGAUUUGACUUUGGAUCACCCUAUACUAUAAGGUUAGAUCAGGUUUUGGAAGUGACGUCAUCAGUUUCUGAUGUAACACUUUGUACAUCUGUGGAAUCUCUAAUAACUGGCGUGUUCUCGACAGGAAGGAAUUCAUUGGUUGUUGAUGCUUUUGGAAUUUCUAAAUGGGCAGAAGUUUCAACUUUGUCAAAGGCUCAAGUUACAAAUGCAACUUUGAAUCGACAGAAUCUAUCUACUAAAUGUCGUGCAAACUGUUUUGGAAAUCAUGAACCAAUUGUUUCGACUAUUGAUGUGUGUGGAUCAACUAGUGCAGUUGCACUACGCAAUUCGUCAACAUUUUCUUCUUUACGAAAGAUAUUCGGGGACUCCAUUUUAUUUCUGUCGGAGGAAUCCAGCGAAUCGGUGUGGUGUGGAUUUCCCGACAACCCCUGUCUGGAUUGUGCUGACUACCUUCCAGAUGACAAUGUUUGCUCUGAUAGAUACGUCACACCAAAUCUAGCGGAAGUUUUAACAAAAGUAGCCAAAUUUGUAGCAGCUGAAUGGACAGACAGAAAACUGUUGAUUCUCGAAGCUUGGGAUGAACCCACAUCAGCACAUCCAAUGGGUAGUCAUGGAAACCAGUCAUUGUUCUACACUGGAAAAGCAGCAAGAGUUGCUGUGAGCAAAAGCUCCACCACUAAAGAACACGAAUCGAACGAAAAACUAUUUCGUAUAUUUGGGGAAUUGCUUCAGUGUUCUGACGUGGAUUUUAUGGACAUGUUAACAAAAAAUUCCGUUGUUGACAUUUGUGUGUCGAAUGAUUCGCCAUCUUUAUUUACAAACCAAAACGAAAGAAGAAGAAAACGAGCCAUAAAAUCGAAUAAUAUUGUGAAACUUAACACUUGGAGAGAGGAGAAAGACAAAUAUAAGGAUCAGCUAUACAAUUUAGUGAGUGCCAAAACACCUGGAUCUACCUCGAAGGAUUACUUUGGAAGUGGAAAAUAUUAUCCAAAAGAUAAAAUGGCCACGGAUAUAUGCGGAACUGCAGACGAACAAUAUAGCAUUGAAAACCUGGAGCAAAUGCAACGAAUGAUUCAAUACCCACUAGAAAACGUUGUUUUUGAAGCAGAGGGGCCCAAAACGUCCGCUUGUGGCGCUCCAACCAGGGGAUGUAAUCAAUGUGAUAAUUACAUUGAUGUUGACAAUCCUUGGGAUUGGUGUUUGACUCGUACAAUGACAACAAGAGCUGUAACAAGGCUCCGAAGACUGGUGAAAUUGAUAGAAGAUGACAGUCGGAACAGUCUGUCUAGACAAGGAAGAUCUACCACAGAAAUGACUGAUGAAGAACUAGGUAUCUGUCGAUCAGGAGUGGUGUUGUUUCAGGAUCUUCAAACGUGUAAAGAAUUGAUGCCAGACUCAACUUUAAACAAAGAAACGAAAUGUUACAAUUGCAUCAAAGACACACGUUGUUGCUAUGGAAAUCACAGAAAUGGGAAAAUCGGGUGCCUGAAAAACGAUUGCUCUGGAGACCAGAGUACCGGGGUGUGGACCGCCAUAUCGUGUGGAGAACUUAACCCGUUUGAUGCUGGUGUAUCCAUUCCAUCAACUCCAGUCUGUAACCAAGGUGAUGAAUCAAAAACGGUUCUUUACGGAAAUGUAUGCUCAGGAGAUCCAUGUCAGUUCUUUAACGGCAAAGAGUAUCAUCUUCUGCUCAAAGUGAUUCUAAUUUUCGAAGUUUGUUCUGGGAAAUGGGACCAGCUGCAGGACAUUAUAGAUUCAGAUAUACGAAAUCUGAACAUCAGGGAGGAAAAUUUAAUGGCGGUACUGACCUCGUGUAUGGGUAGUGAUAAUGCUAUAUUGAGCAUUCACUAUCCAAGUGAUAACACAAAUGAUCCGACUAUUGGUAUUGGCUACAGUUUGCGGGAGGCUAGAGGUUCAACAGAAAAGAAAGAUUUCCUCUUAAAAACUCUUCCAAAUGUUAAUUAUGACCUUAUAAUGAAAGGUCAACAGUCAAUAACGAAAGAACAGGCACUUUUCUUGUAUGAUAGAGUUAUGAGAAGAUCUUACAUAAAAACUAUGGACAGUAAAGUUCCUUUUAAAACAUUCGUGCAUUUGGACACAGCUACGAAAAUUGCCCUCGUCAACGCAAAUUACAGGGGCGAAUUUCCAAGUACGAUUAAAACGAAAUUUAAAUUGGCUAUCACUAGUAAGCAGUGGGCAAAUGCGGUAGCAGUUUAUUUGAGCCAUUCUGAUUACAAAGGAAACAAUUGUGCAACAAGCGGUAAAGGAAGCAUCUGUAAACGAAUGAGAUGGAACGCUGAACAGUUCAGAAAACAUAUACAAAAACCAGUCAAAGUAUCCAGGCCUGACGCACCAAGAGAAAAAAGAUCAACUGGUUCAACACUCUCGGCUGUCGGAAGAUCAAUGAAAAUAUCAGUCAAUACUGGAGCAUCAUUAAGCAUUAGCAGACUGGCGAAUUUCGCCGUCAUCGCAGGAUUUGAUCACGUGACGAAAGAAUACGACCACAUCAUAGCUAGUGUGCGACCAGCCACCGGUGUGUAUUCUGUUGUGGUGAAUUAUCCAAACUUAAACAUGCAUGAAACGGACCCACCGUACACGGAAGCAGUAGAGUAUGAAAUACCAGCAAUGGCAGACUAUAGUUCAACAUACCCUCCUCUCUUAGAUGGAUUCAACACUUCUAUAAAACUUUCCAAUUGUUACAGAAUAGCUGACAUAAAAUUAAAGAAAUUCAGAUACUUUAGAUUCGAUUCAAAAUUAUUAGAAUGUCUGGAGGAUGCUAGUAGCCAAUUUGAAGGAUGUAUCAAAGUAAUACCUGGUUCUAGUUAUCGGGUGAGAUCGGAAAACAACAGAAAUAUUGAAUUGAGGCAUGCAGAAGAAAAAUGGCGAUUUUCAGUAGGCCAAGCAGUAGAAGUUAGUAAUGGAAUGUCUCUAAAACAGUUAAAGAAUCUUGGAUUGAUAAUAAUCAGAUCGUGUGUUCGAAACCUGAUCUCGAAAAGAUUAAUAUUAGGGAUUGGAGCACACUCCGAUAGACUUUAUGUAGAUAUUAGGGAGUCAACACCACAGGAGGAAUUCGUGAAAGUCUGGGAUGAUGGAUUUCCAGAACUGUAUACCUACCUAAAAGAUAUACAGGCAGGAUUCGAAAAAGGUGGGGCAUUCAUUGAACCGACAAAUAAAACAAGAGCUUGUCAAACACCACCCCUUGGAUCAAAAGCGUAUUACAUCAAAUAUUCCAAUGAAGGAUCAUGUGGAUCAGAUUCUGGAACCUCCUCUGUGUGUUCAUCAACUACUUCUGCUCGUCAGAAGGUAGCUUCAGACCUUCUUAAACGCUUGAUAGAAGUGGUAGGAAACGGGCCUCUGGAUAAAGCAUCACUCAGAGCAAAGGUCAAUCGAUGUCUGGUGACACUGUGUGGGGGGUGUAUCGGAAAAGGUAAAAUUUGGAAAGAUAAGACAAUGGCAUCGUUUGACUUCAUAACAUAUUUCUUCGAUGGCUCUUCUACUCCUUUUCCGAACCUGAGAAACACAGGGGCUUUCUACAAUACGGAGAAUCCAAAAUCAGAAGUUCACUCCUUGGCAUGUCACGAUGGAAGUGUUUGCAUCGAAAAUGUACAGCUGCAUUCUCUCCUCCAAGAAGCUUUAGCAACGAAAUAUAAACCUGAUCCUGGAAAGACGAACGAAGAACUUGUGUAUGAUCCGAUGGACAACCCGUCUCCCCUACUGGAUCUUUUGGAACAGGAGAUGGCCAUGCGAGUUUCCGGAAAUGUUUCAAUUUAUAUCGAAAGAAAUGGAGAUAUAUCAAAAUUAAACCAUAUUAUUAAGAUACUAAUGGUCUAUAAUACAAAAGUCACUAACAUUCAGUAUCAUCUGACCCAGUCUGUCAGGGAGAAUCAGGCCAUGGCUGCCAUUCAACGUAAACUUGAGAGAUGGGCCUCUUCUCUGUGUCCGGACCGAACGCGGAUAGUGGUAGCUCCAUACACGGUUCAUAAAAUAUCGCACGAUAGACAUAGGCGAAGUAUCGACAGAAGUAACGAUAGAAACCUAGCUAAACAACUGAGGAACAAUUGGGAAUUAGAAUGGUUAUCUAAAACGUGAAUUCAAUCUUGAAAAAUGAGACAAAAACUGACAACGUGAAUUUGUACAGUUAUUAAAUCGUUCGUCUCACUUCCUAAUAAUAAUAAUUCAUGUUAACAUGAAAGUAAAAGCUGAUAUACGACAGUGGUAUAUAUUUUGAUUCGUUUAUUACUUGCCUAUCAAUCGUAUUAUAAACAUUAUUAUAUUUUUGUAUUAAACAUAUAUAUUGAAGUAAAGUACUAGCUACCA
Molecule: messenger RNA, 5750 nt
Organism: Ostrea edulis (European flat oyster)
Lineage: Eukaryota; Metazoa; Mollusca; Bivalvia; Ostreida; Ostreidae
Exons: 26
Coding region: 162-5522 (1786 amino acids)
Biological process (GO): cell fate specification; cell-cell signaling; smoothened signaling pathway
Molecular function (GO): patched binding; calcium ion binding
Source: RefSeq, a predicted model, not a curated record